This is a messenger RNA of Doryrhamphus excisus (bluestripe pipefish), 922 nucleotides long. Its product is annotated as ubiquitin-conjugating enzyme E2 D4-like. The record is from RefSeq and is a predicted model, not a curated record. NCBI's taxonomy places the organism in Eukaryota, Metazoa, Chordata, Actinopteri, Syngnathiformes, Syngnathidae.
GCUUCCUCCAGCUCUUCCGUUGGCGAACAAAAACGCGGAAACAAAAGAGACGCAGUUCGCCUGUAAAACAAACAACACCAUCGAGUCGGCACAUAAAAGUGAGCUUAUUUACUGUUGACAGCUGUCGGUUGGACGCCACCGUCUCUCGUAGCCGAGCCCAAGGACUUGUCAUGGCUUUGAAAAGAAUACAGAAGGAGUUGAAUGACUUGCAGAGGGACCCUCCUGCUUCAUGUUCAGCAGGACCAGUAGGAGAGGACAUGUUCCAUUGGCAAGCCACCAUCACAGGACCGAAUGACAGCCCCUAUCAUGGAGGCGUGUUUUUCCUCUCUGUCCAUUUCCCCACAGACUAUCCUUUUAAACCACCUAAGGUGGCUUUUACGACAAAAAUCUAUCAUCCAAACAUCAACGGCAACGGUAGCAUCUGCCUUGACAUCUUAAGAUCACAGUGGUCGCCUGCUCUCACCGUUUCAAAAGUGUUAUUAUCCAUAUGCUCUUUGCUAUGUGACCCCAAUCCCGAUGACCCCUUAGUCCCCGACAUAGCACACACAUACAAAUCAGACAGACAGAAGUACAACAAACUUGCCAGAGAAUGGACUCAGAAGUAUGCAAUGUGAAGUUUCACCACCAACAUGACACCUCAAGUCAAAUGCAGAAAGAAACAGUUACAGUUACUGUUGCCACACUGGUUCUACUGGGAGCACUUUCACUACUCAAACUUGACUUGACCCAAAUUUGUAUUGACUGUCCAUUUUAUUCUUCGCUAAAUUGGCAUUAGUACUAUUACCAUUAUUAUUAUUAUUAUUAUUAUUAUUAUUUUUAUUAUUAUUCGCGGUGGGGAUGAUGAUGAUACCUUAUACGUUUUGAGAGAUUUAUAUUGAAUGAAUCUAUGCUCAUUUUACUUUACAUUAAAAAAUCACAAACA